AUGGCCCCACUCUGGGCCGUCUGGCUGCUGGCAGCAGGGCUGUGGGGCCUUGGCAGCGGGGCUGAGGUGUGGUGGAACCUUGUGCCCCGGAAGACAGUAUCCUCUGGGGAGCUGGCAGCCGUGGCGCGGCGGUUCUCCCAAACGGGCGUCCAGGACUUCCUGACGCUGACCCUGACUGAGCGGACGGGGCUGUUGUAUGUGGGCGCCAGGGAGGCCCUCUUUGCCUUCAGCGUAGAGGCUCUGGAGCUGCAAGGAGUGAUCUCGUGGGAGGCCCCAGCCGAGAAGAAGGUUGAGUGUAUCCAGAAGGGGAAGAGUAACCAGACGGAGUGUUUCAACUUCAUCCGCUUCCUGCAGCCCUACAACGCCUCCCACCUGUAUGUCUGUGGUACCUACGCCUUCCAGCCCAAGUGCACCUACAUCGACAUGCUUAGCUUCUCUCUGGAGCGCAGAGAGUUGGAGGAUGGGAAGGGAAAGUGUCCCUAUGACCCGGCCAAGGGCCACACUGGCCUCCUUGUGGAUGGCGAGCUGUAUUCGGCCACGUUCAACAACUUCCUGGGCACAGAGCCUGUUAUCCUGCGUAACAUGGGGCCCCACUACUCUAUGAAGACGGAGUAUCUGGCCUUUUGGCUCAACGAGCCGCACUUCGUGGGCUCUGCCUACGUGCCUGAGAGCGUGGGGAGCUUCACGGGUGACGAUGACAAGAUCUACUUCUUCUUCAGUGAGAGGGCCGUGGAGUACGACUGCUACGCCGAGCAGGUGGUGGCUCGGGUAGCCCGGGUCUGCAAGGGAGACCUGGGGGGCGCACGGACCCUGCAGAGGAAGUGGACCACGUUCCUGAAGGCGCGGCUGGUGUGCUCUGCGCCCGCCUGGCAGCUGCACUUCAACCAGCUGCGGGCUCUGCACACCCUGCAGGACACCUCUUGGCACAACACCACCUUCUUCGGGGUUUUUCAGGCCCGAUGGGGCGAUGUGGAUCUGUCAGCAGUCUGCGAGUACCAGUUGGAAGAGAUCCAGCGGGUGUUCGAGGGCCCCUACAAGGAGUACCGUGAGCAGGCGCAGAAGUGGGGCCGCUACACCGACCCAGUGCCCAGCCCGCGACCCGGCUCGUGCAUCAACAACUGGCACCGCCAUCACGGCUAUAGCAGCUCUCUGGAGCUGCCCGACAACACGCUCAACUUCAUUAAGAAGCACCCACUGAUGGAGGAGCAGGUGGGGCCUCGGUGGGGUCACCCCCUGCUCGUGAAGAAGGACACCAACUUCACCCACUUGGUGGCUGACCGGCUCACUGGCCUCGACGGAGCCACCUAUACAGUGCUGUUCAUUGGCACAGGAGACGGCUGGCUGCUCAAGGCCGUGAGCCGGGGGCGCUGGGUCCACUUGAUUGAGGAGCUGCAGGUGUUUGAUCAGGAGCCCGUGGAAAGCCUAGUCCUGUCCCAGAGCAAGAAGCUGCUCUUUGCGGGUUCCCGCUCACAGCUGAUCCAGCUGCCCCUGGCCGACUGCGUCAAGUACCGCUCCUGCGCAGACUGCGUCCUGGCACGGGACCCCUACUGCGCCUGGAACGUCAACACCAGCCGCUGCGUCGCCCCAGGGGCCCACUCUGGGUCCCUGCUGGUGCAGCUCGUGGCAAUCUCAGACACCUCGGCCAUUUGUAACCUGCGCGGCACCAAGAAAGUCAGGCUCACUCCCAAAAACAUCACGGUGGUGGCGGGCACGGACCUGGUGUUGCCCUGCCACCUCUCUUCCAACCUGGCCCACGCCCGCUGGACCUUUGGUGGCCGGGACCUGCCCUCGGAACAGCCUGGCUCCUUCCUGUACGACGCCCGGCUCCAGGCCUUGGUGGUGAUGGCAGCCCAGCCCCACCACGCCGGGGCCUACCACUGCUUUUCGGAGGAGCAGGGGGCACGGCUGGCUGCCGAAGGCUACCUCGUGGCUGUGGUGGCCGGCCCAUCGGUGACCCUGGAGGCCCGGGCGCCCCUGGAAAACCUGGGGCUGCUGUGGCUGGCUGUGGUGGCCCUCGGGGCCGUGUGCCUGGUGCUGCUGCUGCUGGUCCUCUCACUGCGCCGGCGGCUGCGUGAGGAGCUGGAGAAGGGCGCCAAGGCGGCCGAGAGGACCCUGGUGUACCCUCUGGAGCUGCCCAAGGAGCCCACCAGUCCCCCCUUCCGGCCCGGCCCCGAGACAGAUGAGAAACUUUGGGAUCCCAUUGGCUACUACUACUCGGACGGCUCCCUGAAGAUCGUGCCUGGUCACGCCCGGUGCCAGCCCGGCGGUGGGCCCCCUUCACCACCUGGCAUCCCAGGCCAGCCCCUGCCUUCUCCCACGCGGCUUCACCUGGGGGGUGGGCGGAACUCCAACGCCAACGGUUAUGUGCGCUUGCAGCUAGGAGGGGAGGACCGGGGAGGGCUCGGGCACCCGCUGCCGGAGCUCGCCGAUGAACUGAGGCGCAAACUGCAGCAGCGCCAGCCACUGCCCGACUCCAACCCCGAGGAGUCGUCAGUAUGA
This is a messenger RNA of Trichechus manatus latirostris (Florida manatee), 2499 nucleotides long. It is a transcript of the gene SEMA4C, whose product is annotated as semaphorin 4C. Gene Ontology annotation, molecular function: semaphorin receptor binding; chemorepellent activity. Gene Ontology annotation, cellular component: plasma membrane; synaptic vesicle membrane. The transcript is spliced from 14 exons. The record is from RefSeq and is a predicted model, not a curated record. Gene Ontology annotation, biological process: semaphorin-plexin signaling pathway; negative chemotaxis; axon guidance. Lineage: Eukaryota; Metazoa; Chordata; Mammalia; Sirenia; Trichechidae. Bases 1 to 2499 code for a protein of 832 amino acids.